Molecule: messenger RNA, 2780 nt
Organism: Ciona intestinalis (vase tunicate)
Lineage: Eukaryota; Metazoa; Chordata; Ascidiacea; Phlebobranchia; Cionidae
Source: RefSeq, a predicted model, not a curated record
AUGUUACCUAGCUUAGGUUAUUUCCGUGGUAUUGCUUGCCCAGAGGAAGCACAAAAGUUGAAAUGCAAGCGACCGUAUUGCCAUUUUCGUCACAAAAAGAAUGCAACAGCCACUACCAACAAAAAGGAAAUACCAGCCCUUAAUAUUGAUGUCGUGAAAAAAGCAAUCUCGCAGCUUAAAUCUGGGGGAGAUCAACAAUCAAAAAGUUUUGACAACUCACAUUUUAAGGGUUCUGCUGCUAAAUCAUAUGCAGAAGAAUAUGAAUCAUCUGAUGACGUGGGGUAUGUUCCGUUUUCCAGUGAAAAUAAAUCAAGUGAAAAAGGAAGUGUGUUGCGUAAUGCUAAAGGUCCAUCUUCUAAUGUCCAUAAACGCUACACCUCAAAAUCUAGUACCCACACCACCAAGAACAAAUAUACAUCAUUUUUGUCGUCCAAACCAACUACUGAUCUUGAGUAUGAUCCAAUGUCAAAUUACAAUUGCAAGGAUAUCCAGGGGAAAACAAAAGCAACACAUUCUGCAUUUUCUAAUUCAGAUGAUGAUGAUGUCUUGGUAAUAUCUGAUGAUACAUUAACUGCAGAAGAUACUUCAAAGCCAGAUUCAAGUUCGGAAGAAGUGCUGCCAUGUUUAGAACCUGGUGUAAAACAACCACCAAGCAAGAUCAUAGAUUCUUCGGAAGAGAAAAAAUCAGACACUGCUUUGAAAUCUGCCAAAUCUGAAACAAAAACAGCAAUUGUUAUUUCUGAUACAUCUUCAGAACCAAAUAAAACGAGUUCCUCAAAAUUAAAAAUUAAUUCACCAACAAAAGUUUCAGCGGAAACAAUUAAGAAGUUUGUGGACAGAGAUGAAAUUGCCAAGCUUGAACAAGAACUUAAUGGAAUUAACACAUACGAGGAAUGUUUUCGUAUUUAUCAAGAAAACGAAACAUUGGAUCCAGACACAACUACAAGUGAUGAGAUGGAUCUAAGUGGUUCGGAUGCACAAGUUGACAGUGUGACCACAGAAGAUGAGGUAGGACCCCCUCCUUCCAAGUUUCAAUCCACGCUCUUUCGUGCUCAACACCGUGUGGCGCUAAAGGGCAACAAUGAACCGGUCCGACCAUCCAGUACUCCAGCUCCAAAGCGUAAAAAUCCUUUUGCCAAACCACCAACCUUAGACAGGAAGCUUCCAUUUAAAGACAUUUACAGGUCUUCAACUAGUAGUACAACUCAACAAACAGCUGGGAAAGGUGUAAGGAGAAUGGCUCAUGCCGCUAACCCAACUAAAACAACCAAUGGUUCAAUCCCUAGACCUGUUAUAACUGCAGACCGCCACUCAAAGGUGCCAACAAACAUAAGGCAACGAUAUCUCAGUAUGUUUAUUGAUGAAUGUCUUCGUAUUUGCAACAAUGUAUCUGCUGAAGCUUACAACAUGGCACAAACCGAAGAGACGAGAAUUAAAGAGCGCAGCAAAACCAAAUCCAUUUACCUCAGCCUAGCUGCCUGUACGCUCAAAAAACUCCGAACUAUGACAAAUUCUAAAAGUGCCAUCACACCACCCCCUACAACCAACAACGACUCAAACUCGACUGUGGUUGCUUUUAAAGGGAGAAAUAAGAGAAUAGCUCAUGGGGGGUUAGACUUGCCAAACAUUGAGGCGAAGAAACAGAAGCUUACCCAAGCACAAAAGUUAAAGAAUUUGAAUCAGAAAGAAAGUUGCAAAGGAGGUUUUGAGUUUGAAAUGAGGGAGACAACGCAGCUGACAGGUGAGGAGUUAUAUGAGAGGAUGUGUAACUACAUAAUGACUGAAGAUCAACUCAGAGAUAAUGGUUACCCUCGGGAAGCAGAAAUUCCCGGCCAAUGCAAGUUCUACAAUAAAACAGCUACACCUGUGCCUAUGGAUGCGAAAAGGAAAAUAUGUCAGCGCUGUGGUAAAGAGUUUAUAUUAUCACUAAUAUCCAUGCGGAAUGGAACUGAAUGCAUUCACCAUUGGGGGAGAGCUUAUUCAACUAAAGUUGGUUCUUCAUGGGAAAAAAGAUAUUCUUGUUGUCAGAACACUGUGGGCUCCGAGGGUUGUUCAGUAAAUGAGCCCGGUAUAUAUUCACUUGAUUGUGAGAUGUGUUAUACAAUGGUGGGAUUGGAGCUUGCCAGAGUAAGUGUGGUGGAUUUCACAGGAAAACUUGUUUAUGAUACAUUUGUGGUUCCUGAAGGAAAAAUACUGGAUUACAAUACAAGGUGGAGUGGUUUACAUAAGUCAGAUUUUGUCGGCGUAAAAACAACACUGAGACACGUGCAAGCUGUUUUUCUAAGCAAGUUUUCAUCUGAUUCAAUUCUUAUCGGGCACAGUCUUGAAAGUGACUUAGUUGCUCUAAGGAUAAUCCAUAACUCAGUUGUGGAUACAUCCAUAGUAUUCCCGCAUAGAUUAGGUCCGCCAUAUAAACGUGCCUUGAGAAAUUUAAUGUCAGAACACCUGGGUAUUGUGAUACAGAAUGCAGGCGAUGAAGGUCACGAUUGCACAGAAGAUGCUGUCGCAUGUGUUAAACUUAUGAACUGGAAACUGAACGAAGAUUGCAAAGUUAAAUGACCAUUCUGUAGUUUUUUACUUUUAAGUUAUUUUUCGGCAGUAUUUUGUUUUUGAGCGAUUUUUCGUCCGUAAUAAUUCUACGCUUGCUCUUACCUAGGUUUUUUCGUUGAGUGGUCUUCUAGUACGUCAUCGUGUUGUUUUAAGCAGCGCGCACGCUUUCGUUUGUUGUUCUUCUAAUCCGUUCACGCUGCUCAAUAAAUGCGCUCUGUAUUUUUAUUCCA